This is a messenger RNA of Dioszegia hungarica, 1158 nucleotides long. RefSeq lists its product as uncharacterized. NCBI's taxonomy places the organism in Eukaryota, Fungi, Basidiomycota, Tremellomycetes, Tremellales, Bulleribasidiaceae. Bases 1 to 1158 code for a protein of 385 amino acids. The record is from RefSeq and is a predicted model, not a curated record. The transcript has 8 exons.
AUGCCAUUCCUGUACAACAUACACACGCCGUCCAAGACUUUUGCGAUCCAGCACAAGGAGGAUGAAAAGCAUGCGGGCCUCAUCUCGCGGAUAGCGUCUAAAGCUGGCUUGAGCCGCAAGGAGGCUACAUCGCUACAGGAGGGGAAGGAGGGCUCGGGUUUGGUGUAUGAGUACGAAGGGUCGAGAUGGAGUCUCGAGGAUGAUGAUGAUCUGGAGAUCUUCCUCUCCCGCAAUCCUCCCUCUUCCACCUCAUCAGCGACAUUCCACCUCAACCCUCCGCAUGCCCACGCCCACUUCUCCGAGCCCGCCUCGCCGGCUAAGAGCAAGUCCACGGCCGCUUCGGCGCUCAAGGACAAGACCAAGUCGCCCGUCAAGGCCAAGAAGGCCUCUAAUGGCGAUGCGCCCAAGAGCAACGGCAACGGGACCUCGAACGGCGAUGGCAAAGAUCAGGACAACUCUGGCGUCAAGAUGAAGGACUAUGCCAGCGGGAAUGUCAAGCCCGCCGGGACGAGCGGAAGGGAGCUUGGAAAUGUUGCCGCACCGACCAAGAAGCCCACUGGUAUCGGAGGGCCAGGACGUUCAGAUCGUCAGGCCAGUGCCGGGGGGCACCACUUCCCUCAGGCAAGCCAUAGCGGGAAUAAGGCUCACUUCGCCCCGAGUGUGAGGAGCGCCAAGAGUCACAGGAGCAAGUGGGGGGAUGAUGAUGCGGAGCCGUUGUGGGAGACAAAGAAGAGGGAGUGGCUGGAGUUCCAAAACAAUGUUGGAGUGCGCACCGUACUUGGCUCGGUGGGCGGUGCGAAGAACGUUCGCAUGCUGCUCAAGCCUGGACACCGCGGCGUUUACAUCUCCCGCCCCUUCGCUAUCAAGCACAAUCUCGUCCCCAAGCAGUUCGCUAUGGGCACUGCUGGAUACACCGGUUUGAAGUCUAUUGGACUCGUCGCUAUCACCGUCGCCGGCAAGACACAGAAGCACCAGGCUAUGAUCAGCGAGGAAGAGCACUUUGAUGUCGUGCUCGGUAGAUCUUGGGUCGAGAAGAUGAACAUUAAGGUGGACCCGAUCGACCAGACCAUCCUCACAUACAUGGACAAUGGCGAAACCAUCCCUUGCGAUAUCGUCGUGCUCAAGGAUGACGCCGGAAACGUUAUCACCGUUACCUAA